AUGAAUGAAGUAUACGUGAGUGAUAAUACGUCAUUGAAUUUGACAUCAAUUACGCCAAUAAGUACUACAACACGAAGUAUUCCAUAUCGUGAACAAAUUCUUAUUGAUGCAUUUAAUACUUAUAUACAAAUUGGUAUUGGCAGUCUUCUAUUUAUUUUUGGUGUUACAUUUAAUUGUUUAAGUUUACUUUAUUUUCAUGUAUCACGUAGUUUUCAACAUACAACAUUUCGACUUUAUUUUUCAAUAAUAUCAAUACUUGAUACAAUACGUUUAUUUGAAUUUCUUAUUUUUCUUUUAUUUGAUAAAGGUUAUCUUAAAGUAACAUUAAAAUUAUGUCGUUCAAUAUUUUUUACAAUAAUGUUUACUGGACAGGCAAGCAUAUGGUUAACAGUUGCAUUAGCCGUAGAAAAAUGUAUAAUAAUAUGGUUUCCAAUAAAAGGUCGUUUAUUUUUUACAAUGUGUAUAUCAAAAUUCGUUCUUGUAUUAGUUCUUUUUAUUGUAUUUUUUGCUGAUGUAAUUUAUCUUUUACCAACUUUUUUUUUACAUGCAUAUGAAAAUCUUUCAAUUCAUACAUUUAUGUGUGUUUGGCAAAGUGAUAGUCAAUCAUCAAUGAAUGCACAUGAUCGAUGGAAAAAACAUUAUUUUACAUUUAAUACAGUUUUUUUUCAUUCAAUUAUACCAUCAAUUUUAUUACUAACACUUAAUUGGUUAAUAUUAUGUAGUUUAUCACGACAACGAACUGUUUUAACUAAAAUUGGUUCAAUUGAUGCAAAAAAUGUUCUUAAACGUGAAAAACAAUUUAAAGAAAAAACAAUUCAACUUGUACUUUCAUCAUUUUUUGUUAUAAUAACAAUUUCACCAAGAUAUAUAUUAACAAUGGUUAAUGCAUUUGCAACAAAUAUUAGAAAAACACCAAUUAUGCCAUUAUAUAUUUAUGUUAAUUUAAAUACAGUUUUUCGAGUUCUUGAAAUGUGUAAUUAUUCUUUAAAUAUUAUUUUUGCUAUAAUGAGUGGUCGAACAUCACGUCUUGAAAUUCGUAAAUUACUUUGGGAAUGUCUUUUUUGGAGAUUUAAACGAACUCAAGCUGAUCAUCAUGAAAUGACAUUUACUAAACAUUCAUUUUUAGUUGGUGAUGAUGAUGAUGAUUAUAAUAAUAAUAAUAAUAAUAAUAAUACAGAUCGUUCAAUGAAACCAAAUGGUAGAACAUCUUAUCAUACAUUAAGAAGGCAAUCAUCAAAUUAUUUAACAUCUAAAACAAAAUCUUCUACUAUUAUACAAACUGAUUUUAAUGAACCAUUACCACCAGCUUAUAUCAUUGAGACAUGUUAG
This is a messenger RNA of Rotaria sordida, 1329 nucleotides long. The record is from the annotation of a GenBank genome assembly. Lineage: Eukaryota; Metazoa; Rotifera; Eurotatoria; Philodinida; Philodinidae.